CUCUAAUGUUUGAAGAAAGUGAAAUGAGAAAGCAUCUCCUUAUGAGUAUUCUAAAGAACCGGUUAGAUGUCUUCCCUACCACAAUCAAUCCAGCUAUGUUUAAAAAAUGUGCAGCAAAGGACUUUCGUAUACGCUUGCAUUGCUCUUGUCGCAUGUUUUGGACCCAUAAAGAUGAGAACAUUUUUAGCAGGCAAAUGGCUCAAUGCUUUACUUGCAAAGAAUGGUUUCAUCGGCAAUGUGAAAGAAUUCCACAGAGCGCUUAUGAACAAGAAGAUGAGCUCUGGUAUUGUCAGCAUUGCAACAGUAUAGCAGACAUUAAUACUACAAAUGAAGUAUAAUAUCUGAAACUGUCAUGACAUUCUUAACAAAGAAAUAAUAAAAAUUAGGUUUAUUCCUUACUUAAUAUAUGACUUUGUUAUA
Molecule: messenger RNA, 420 nt
Organism: Hydra vulgaris (swiftwater hydra)
Lineage: Eukaryota; Metazoa; Cnidaria; Hydrozoa; Anthoathecata; Hydridae
Source: RefSeq, a predicted model, not a curated record